CUCUAGACCAAAGCUGUUUGUGUGUGCGGGGCUGGACAGCAGAAGGACCACAGUACCCAGAGUGCACCGCGGCUGCAGCGCUAUAAACAUACGAUGGAGUUUGAAGGACGGACUGAGCGAUGAUCGUAUUUGUUCGGUUCAACCUUGGCCCCGGUGUUGCCGUGGAGCUGCAGGAGGAGGCCAGCGUUGCUGAGCUGAAGGAGGUUGUGGGGAGUCAACAGGGAGUCCGACCAGACCAGCUCCGGGUGCUGUUCGCUGGUAGGGAGCUGCAGAGCUCUGCCACACUGCAGGGGUGUGACCUCCCAGAGCAGAGCACCGUCCAUGUUGUCCUCCCCUCAUCAGACUCCGCCUCCUCUUCGUCUCGCCUCCUCCUCCUGCAGGAGCGUCUGGACCGAGGAGCCGAGCAGGAGCAGAGUAGUCUGACCAGGCUAGACCUCAGCUCCUCACGCCUCCUGUCCACCUCAUCUGGACUGGCUGUGAUCCUGGAGGGAGGAGGGGGAGGGGGAGGGGGAGGGGGAGGGGGAGGAGCCACAGAGGAGGCGACACCCAGGCUUCAGGCCCAGGCUUCAGGUCACAGAGGUGAGCAGACACACAGUAGUUUCUUCGUGUACUGUAAGAGCUGCAGGUCAAUUCGAGCUGGUAAACUGCGAGUUCGCUGCAGACGCUGUAAACAGACGACGCUCACACUCAGCAGGGGGCCGUCCUGUUGGGAUGAUGUUCUUCUACCAGGUCGUAUCCAUGGUGUAUGUCAGUCCGAUGGUUGUCAUGGCAACGAAGCGGAGUUCUACAUGAAGUGUGCGUCCCAUCCAACGGCAGAUGACGACCUCUCUGUGGCCCUCGACCUCGUUAUGACCAACACCAGAAACGUGCCCUGCAUCGCCUGCACCGACGUCAUGGACGUGGUCGUAGUGUUCCAGUGUCCGGAGCGUCAUGUGAUCUGUCUGGACUGUUUCCGUCGUUACUGCCAGACUCGACUCAACGAGCGUCAGUUUGUCCAUGACGCCGUGGUCGGAUACUCUCUGCCCUGUCCAGCUGGAUGUGAGGAUUCGCUCAUUAAGGAGCUCCAUCACUUUAGGAUUCUGGGAGAUGAACAGUAUGGGCGGUACUUGCAGUACGCCGCAGAGGAGUGUCUGUUGAUGAUUGGAGGAGUGAUGUGUCCGUCACCUGGCUGUGGGGCGGGGCUUCUACCACCUGACGACAACAGGAGGGUGGAGUGCGACCUACAGGCGGGCUGUGGAUUUGUCUUCUGCAGAGACUGUAGGGAGGAGUACCAUGAGGGGGCGUGUCUCACCAUACAGGCUCCACCUACAGGUGGGACUACACAGGGGUUCGUGGUGGACCGGGGGGCGUCGCUCAGGGGGAGGUGGGACCACGCCUCCCUGCUCCUCAUCCAGAACUCCACCAAACGCUGCCCUCAGUGUUCGGCUCCUGUGGAGAAAGACGGCGGCUGUAUGCACAUGCACUGUCCGGUCUGCAGGGCUCAGUGGUGUUGGCUCUGUGGAAUCCCCUGGAACAGGGACUGUAUGGGAAACCACUGGUUCGGAUGAACACAGGAUCCAUGUGACCUUUAACCCUCCUAUCACUGCGUCCCUACAGGAUAUCACUGAAUCAUACAAUCAAUCAACUAUCAAUAAAAUGUGGCAUUAAAUGGUG
Sphaeramia orbicularis (orbiculate cardinalfish) is the source of this 1653-nucleotide messenger RNA. RefSeq names its product parkin RBR E3 ubiquitin protein ligase (gene prkn). Gene Ontology annotation, molecular function: zinc ion binding; ubiquitin-protein transferase activity; protein binding. The transcript is spliced from 11 exons. The record is from RefSeq and is a predicted model, not a curated record. Gene Ontology annotation, biological process: protein ubiquitination. Gene Ontology annotation, cellular component: mitochondrion; cytosol. Bases 120 to 1547 code for a protein of 475 amino acids. Lineage: Eukaryota; Metazoa; Chordata; Actinopteri; Kurtiformes; Apogonidae.